AUGGACACAUUGCCAUCAGAGACCCUUAUCCGCAUUUUCGAGCACUUUGAAUGCACAAUCCCCUUUGACAACUGGGAGCAGGGCUACAUUGCCGAAAUUGAAUGUCCACCGCCAAAGGACCUGAUCGCGCUCUCGAAAGUGUGCCGCCGGUUUCGCGAUGUCUCCCGCCCCCUCAUCUACCGCACAGUCGCAUUUCAGUGGCGCGAGGACAAGUAUGAGGAGAAGAUAAUAGAGGCAUUCAUGCGCACGUUAUGCGAUGAUCCUCAUAUCGGGCACAUCAUUCGAGACUUCCACGUGGAUCACUGGAGAGCCUGGAAUCUUGAGGCAACGGAGAUUGCCCGCAAACUUCUAGCCACACCUGAGAAUCUGGAUGAGAGGCAACAUAGAUGGCUGCAGCGAUGGCUGGCGGCGGGAAGAGACUGGCCCAAUGAUGAUUUCUUGUUUGUUCUUCUCAUUCUCACCCCCAACCUGCGCAUGCUCGAUUGCGGACAGACGACAGCGGACGGGGGGAUUGGAGCUUAUCUUAGCGGAAGGCGGGAUGUUGAAGAUCAUUUCUUCGAGAAGAUGCUGCCCAAAGACUCCUCAUCUGGAAAGAUGCUUUCCGAGGACGAGGAUAUUGGUGAUGAUGAUGAUGGCGACGAGGACGAUGGUGGUGAGUCCGACUCUGAUUCUGAGAACAAAGAUGGGGAUGGCGAGGCCGCAAGUAUCAUGCCGAGCGAAGAAACUACGCAUAGACAUGUUGUGCCACAUGGCCACCCCUUUUCAAAGCUUAAGGAAGUACGCUUCAGGCACGAUUACGGCAAUGGCUUCGAUAGCGCUUCAGAGAUCGAAGGCGUGCUUUUACAUCCUGGAAUCGAGACUCUUCGGCUCUUUGGCUUCACCUGGGCAAAAGAAGAUGUCAAGAGGAUGCAGUGGAGCAAUAUUCCGAGCAGCCUCACGUCUCUGCAGAUGAAAUCUUCCAUUGUUGAUGCUGCGGGUCUGAAAGACAUUCUCAGCCGGUGCAGACAGCUUCGAAAUCUUCACAUUGUCUUGGCUGUUAUUGGCAGGAUGGACUCAGACUAUCAGGGCGAAGAGAUCGAUUUUGGUAAGAUGGGAGCUUUGUUAAGAAAGUAUGGGCAGCGCCUCGAGACGUUUGAUUUCGAGACUAGCGGUUUCAGAGGCUACUUCGCGCCGGACGGCCAUCUAGGAUCCUUGAAAAACCUGAGAGCACUGAGACAACUCAAGGUGAGCAGUGAAGAUCUCGAGGACUUUUCGGGUGGUGAUGAGGAUGAACUGGCAGCCAGCUUGAGAAAUGUUCUGCCUCCACGACUGGAAUCAAUCCACAUCCGCGCCUCCGAAGGGCGGGGUGGUGACGGGGUCCCUCGUGCACUUCUCAAGGACAAAUCCUUUACUUCACUACGUAUAGUUGAAGUAGAGGCUUUUGAUCGAAGUGAUCCUGGGAAUAUAGUAGUGCCGGGAUGGAGAAAGUUUGAGAGGGUCGACUUGAUCAAUAGGGAUGAGACUGAAGAGGGAGAGCUACAUUCGAUUACCAUCGUGAUCUUUUUGCGAGAUGGAUAA
Clonostachys solani is the source of this 1557-nucleotide messenger RNA. NCBI's taxonomy places the organism in Eukaryota, Fungi, Ascomycota, Sordariomycetes, Hypocreales, Bionectriaceae. The record is from the annotation of a GenBank genome assembly.